This is a messenger RNA of Staurois parvus, 339 nucleotides long. The record is from the annotation of a GenBank genome assembly. Lineage: Eukaryota; Metazoa; Chordata; Amphibia; Anura; Ranidae.
GCGGGCCGGCGGUAUAUUCCGCCCGAAGAGCUCCAGCCGCUCCAUGCUCUGCUAGACAGUCAUGCGGUAACCCCGCCCACCAUGAACAAGUACAUCAGAGUCAGUAAGAUCGGGGAGGGCUCCUUCGGUAAAGCUAUCCUGGUGAAAGCCAAGGAAGAUGGGAGGCAGUAUGUCAUCAAGGAGAUCAGCAUCUCUAAGAUGUCCAACAAAGAGAGGGAGGAAUCAAGGAGAGAAGUUGCCGUGCUGGCAAACAUGAAGCAUCCAAACAUUGUCCAGUACAGAGAAUCUUUUGAAGAGAGUGGAUGCCUGUAUAUUGUGAUGGACUACUGUGAAGGAGGG